Molecule: messenger RNA, 813 nt
Organism: Labrus mixtus (cuckoo wrasse)
Lineage: Eukaryota; Metazoa; Chordata; Actinopteri; Labriformes; Labridae
Gene: fcf1
Product: FCF1 rRNA-processing protein
Exons: 9
Coding region: 39-632 (197 amino acids)
Cellular component (GO): small-subunit processome; nucleolus
Source: RefSeq, a predicted model, not a curated record
AGAGGCUUUUUCACUCCACUGCGUUUUCACGUCGAACCAUGGCGAAAGCAAAAACGAAGAAGUUUGCUGCGAUGAAGAGAAUGAUUAAUCUGAAAGAUAAUAGACUAAAGGAGAAGGAUCGUUCUAAAGCAAAAGAGAAAAAGAAGAAAGAUCCAUCUGCACUGAAGGAAAGAGAAGUGCAAAAGCAUCCUUCAUGCCUCUUCUUCCAGUACAAUACACAGCUUGGUCCACCAUACCACAUUCUAGUCGACACCAAUUUCAUAAACUUCUCCAUCAAGGCAAAACUGGAUAUUGUGCAGUCUAUGAUGGAUUGCCUGUAUGCCAAAUGUAUCCCACAUAUCACAGACUGCGUGAUGGCUGAGAUUGAAAAGCUUGGAAUGAAGUACAGAGUUGCACUUAGGAUAGCCAAAGAUCCGAGGUUUGAGCGCCUACCGUGCACCCACAAGGGAACAUAUGCUGAUGACUGUUUAGUGCAAAGAGUGACACAGCACAAGUGUUAUAUCCUUGCCACUGUGGACAGAGAUCUGAAGAGAAGGGUCAGGAAGAUCCCCGGGGUCCCCAUCAUGUACAUCUCAAACCACAGAUACAAUAUUGAGCGGAUGCCUGAUGACUAUGGUGCACCAAGGUUUUAAUAUUCCUACAACUGGGACAGAGCUGUAAAUAGACGGAGGUUUCUUGUUGAAUGUCACUUUUCCUUUAUGUAAUUCAAAGAUGGUGUGAGGUUUUGAUUUGGCUUGGUGGGCUGUGUUUGAGCAAACUGAAAAUAACUUUAAGUUUUCAUAUUCCAUUAAAACAUUUUGUGACAAGAAUAAA